CGAACGCCCGCAACACAACGCGGGAAACGCCGUUGUGUUGUUUUCCACCGCGGAGCAACCACCGGGCUAAUCCUCAAUUUAGGGGUUAGUGUUACUACCUGACAGAUGUUCACCUGUCCGUUUUUGUGUGCCGCUCUCUGACCGGAGAGAGUUUGUCCUCGAACGGGACCCCUUGGUUUGGUUGUAGCCUGGACCGCAUGACGAAACCCGGAGAAGCGGGUAAUUGUAGGUCGGUCCCCGCGCUGCUUAAUGCUUGUAGCCUCCGAGAAGACGUUAGCUCCGAAACAAAGAAAGAGGUCCGGUCCGAUUCUGGUGGGAAAUGGAUACGUUUCAGAAAGUGGAAAAGAUCGGAGAAGGGACGUAUGGAGUGGUUUACAAAGCUAAAAACAAACUGACCGGAGAAACGGUUGCGCUGAAGAAAAUCCGACUGGAUACAGAAACAGAGGGCGUACCAAGCACAGCGAUUCGAGAAAUUUCACUUCUUAAAGAACUCAGUCAUCCAAAUAUUGUCAAGUUGCAGGAUGUGAUUCACACAGAAAACAAACUCUAUCUGGUUUUUGAGUUCCUCCAUCAGGACCUCAAAAAAUUCAUGGACUCUUCCUCUGUGACUGGCAUCCCGCUGGCUUUGGUGAAGAGUUAUCUCUUCCAGUUGCUGCAAGGCCUGGCUUUCUGCCACUCUCACAGAGUUCUUCAUCGGGACCUGAAGCCCCAAAACCUCCUCAUCAACGCCCAGGGUGAGAUCAAACUGGCAGACUUCGGUCUGGCGAGAGCUUUUGGAGUGCCGGUCCGCACCUACACUCAUGAGGUGGUAACACUUUGGUACAGAGCCCCAGAAAUCCUCCUCGGCUGCAAAUACUACUCCACAGCUGUCGAUGUCUGGAGUUUGGGGUGCAUCUUCGCUGAAAUGAUCACCAGGAGGGCUUUGUUUCCCGGAGACUCUGAGAUCGAUCAGUUAUUCAGGAUCUUUCGCACGCUGGGCACACCUGACGAAACGGCGUGGCCCGGAGUCACAUCCAUGCCCGACUACAAGCCCUCCUUCCCCAAAUGGGCUCGUCAGGAUUUAUCCAAAGUGGUUCCGCUUCUAGACGAAGAUGGAAGAGAGUUGCUCGGAGAAAUGCUGAAAUAUGACCCAAACAAAAGGCUUUCUGCAAAAAAUGCACUUGUACAUCGCUUUUUCCGAGACGUGACCAUGCCCGUGCCUAACCUCCGACUGUGAGGCAUAUCUGCACGCCACGCCGGAAUUAAGUCUGAGCAAUAAAGGCCGCCUUGCUCCACCACUUACCCGUCUGAAAUGGAAGUUAGACGAUGCAGGAGACGGUGGAUUAUUGAGUAACGUGUUGCUGUUAUUUAAUCUGCAUUGUUGUAAUCUAUGUGGGGGUUCAACUGUAAUUUUCAUGAUUCGUUCUUGACUACGUACAUGUAGCUGGAUCGGGAUUCAGGAUUCAUUUGGUAAAAGCUGUUGCUCUACAUCUCUAAAUUCCAAUCCCAUCUUGUGUUAAGGAUGUUCAAGUUUUCUGUUGGGCAGAGUUAAAAAUGACUGAACAAAGUGGGGGGGGGGGGGGGGGGGGAUGCAAAUAACUAAGGUGUUUUGAACACCCGAACACAGAAAUGAGCUUCUGAAGGAUCCUGGAUCGCUCCCCAAACUCAAGUUCCGAUGUACAAACAUUCUGUUAUUUGAAUUUUUAUGAAACUGAAUGCUUGUGGAUCUUAAGUGAGAUUUUAUCAGUGCCUAAAUAGCAUUUUUAUAGAUAUUGUUUAUAUGCAGUUUGGAAAAAAAAUAAACUGGUUUAAGUAAAA
This is a messenger RNA of Oryzias latipes (Japanese medaka), 1797 nucleotides long. RefSeq names its product cyclin dependent kinase 2 (gene cdk2). Gene Ontology annotation, cellular component: cytoplasm; cyclin-dependent protein kinase holoenzyme complex; nucleus. The record is from RefSeq and is a predicted model, not a curated record. Gene Ontology annotation, molecular function: cyclin-dependent protein serine/threonine kinase activity; cyclin binding; ATP binding. Gene Ontology annotation, biological process: G1/S transition of mitotic cell cycle; regulation of gene expression; protein phosphorylation. Lineage: Eukaryota; Metazoa; Chordata; Actinopteri; Beloniformes; Adrianichthyidae.